GGAGGAGUCCCCGGAAGUGAUGCACGGAGAAUCCCACGUGUGCGCGUCCGCCCUACAUGGCGGUGCUUCUGAGGAGACUGUUGCAGCCGGGGAGGCCCCCGGCGGCCUUGGGCCGCAACCGGGGACAGCGCGAGGCCAACCUGUGCACUGGUCCCGGGGCUACGGUGCGAGUGCGGUUCGCCCCCAGCCCCACAGGCUUCCUGCACCUGGGCGGCCUCCGCACUGCCUUGUACAACUACAUCUUUGCCAAGAAGCAUGGAGGGACCUUCAUCCUGCGGCUGGAGGAUACGGACCAGACCCGCCUUGUGCCCGGGGCAGCGGAGAAUAUUGAGGACAUGCUGGCAUGGGCAGGCAUCCCACCUGACGAGAGCCCCCGCCGGGGAGGCCCUGCCGGACCCUACCUGCAGUCCCAGCGGCUGGAGCUGUACGCCCAGGCUGCAGACGCUCUGGUCAGGACGGGCGCCGCCUACCCCUGCUUCUGCUCCCCGCAGCGGCUGGAGCUGCUGAAGAAGGAGGCGCUGAGGAACCGGCAGACGCCCCGCUAUGACAAUCGGUGCCGGAACCUGAGCCAGCAGCAGGUGGCCCAGAAGCUGGCCAGCGACCCCAAGCCGGCCAUCCGCUUCCGCCUGGACGAGGAGGCGCCGGCCUUCCAGGACCUGGUGUACGGCUGGACUCGGCACGAGGUGGCCAGCGUGGAGGGGGACCCGGUCGUCCUGAAGAGCGACGGCUUCCCCACCUACCACCUGGCCUGCGUGGUGGACGACCACCACAUGGGCGUCAGCCACGUGCUGCGGGGCUCUGAAUGGCUGGUGUCCACCACCAAGCACCUGCUGCUCUACCGGGCCCUGGGCUGGCCGCCGCCCUGCUUUGCACACCUGCCCCUGCUCGUCAACGCAGACGGCAGCAAGCUGUCCAAGAGGCAGGGGGACCUCGUGCUGGAGCGUCUCGCUGCUGCUGGCUUCCUGCCAGACGCCUUGCUUGACAUGGUCACCAACUGUGGCUCGGGCUUUGCAGAGAACCAGAUGGGCAGGACCUUGGCGGAGCUCAUAGCACAGUUCGACCUGAGCCGUGUCACCUGCCACUCAGCCCUGCUGGACCUGGAGAAGCUCCCAGAAUUCAACAGGCUGCACCUCAGUCGGCUGGUGAGCAGUGAGACCCAGCGGCGCCAGCUGGUGGAGAAGCUGCAGGCGCUUGUGGAGGAGGCAUUUGGGAGCCAGCUCAGGGACACAGCUGUCCUGGACCCAGCCUACGUGGAACGGGUCAUCCUGCUGAGACAGGGUCACAUUUGCCGCCUGCAGGACUUGGUCUCCCCAUCACACUCCUACCUGUGGACUCGCCCUGCUGUGGGGCGAGCACAGCUGGGCGCCAUCUCGGACAAGGUGGAUGUGAUUGCCACGCGCGUGCUGGGGCUUUUAGAAGGACGCGCUGCGAGCUUAACUCAGGACACGCUGAACGCUGAGCUGAGGAGGCUCUCAGAAGGCCUGGACGGCACCAAGCACAGUCACGUGAUGAAGCUCCUCCGAGUGGCUCUGAGUGGGCAGCAGCAAGGACCCCCUGUAGCUGAGAUGAUGGUGUCCUUGGGACCAGAGGAGGUGCGGGAACGAAUACAGAAGGUGCUUUGCAGCUGACAGAAGACACAGACAGCGGAGGAGGCCUGAGGAACCUGUGGAGACUGCCGUCGGAGGGGAGGAGCAGGAGGCCUGCGGCCCUUCAGGAAGCGAGCGGAAGGAACCAAGGGUGGGAACCGUCUCCGGUGGCACAGGGCACCUGAGGCUCCAUGGCAGGCCGGGGACGCCCAGCCCCAGCUCACCUCCCUGAGCCUGGAACGUCAGGGCUCCCAUCUGCUUCUCUCCACACAGUACACAGCAGAGGUUAGGAGCUGGUUCACGCACGGUCCAGAGGGCUCAGGCUGCCGUCGCAGAGUCCCACAGACUGGGUGGCAUAAACAACAGAACGUUACUGUCUCACGGUUCUGGAGGCUGGAAGUCCAAGAUCAGGGUGUCAGCAGGUGUGGCUUCUCCUGAGGCCUCUCCUUGGCUUGCCGAUGGCGGUUUUCUCUCUGUUCUUACAGUUGUCUGUGCCUUUAUGAUCUGUGUGUCCAGAUGUCCUCUUACAAGGACACCAGUCAGAUGGGCUUAAAGCCCAUCCUCGUGGCGCAAUUUAACCGUAAACACCUCUUUAAAGGCCCAGCGCAAAUGGGUUCCAUGCUGAGGUCCCGGGGGUCAGGGCUUUAACAUACGCCUUUUGAGGGGACUCGGUUGAGCUCAUCACAGCUUGGCAGCAGCCUGGACUCGUGGACCCCAGUUCUCAGGCCCUGGUUGGACUUGGAGCAAUAAAGGAUGAUUGACAAGCAGGGCUGAACUGGACGUCCAACUUUCUUUGGCAUUUAGAAGGUCCUCAGCUGCCGAGUUGGAGCACAUCUUUAACUACUCUUGGUCCCUGGGCUUGGGCAGCCCUUGUCUCCCUUCCCAAAAGGUUGUCUGUCCCUCUUUUCCAGUUCUCCAGACUGGUUGGUCCCUGGACUGGAGACCUUCACCCUGCCUAGUCUGCGUCUUUUCCUUCAUAUCCACUUCCUUCCACCCAUUACUUGUAAGUCACUCUGCGGGCUUCCGAAGUGAGAUGUUCUUGGUGUGACUAGGAAUAGUUGAAGUCAAAGGAGUGUGGGGCUCGCUCCCCAGACGCCCCACAGGGCCGCCAGGCGUCCCCCAUGUGGCAGCCAGCCUCUGAGACGGCCCCAGGUGUCACCUCCUGGAACUCCCAUGGCGUAGGACUGACGCAGCGUGGCUUCCCUCUUGUCCCUUUAGCUCCCUUACUCUGUGGGAAGCCAGCUUCCACAUGACGCUCGGGUGGCCCUGUGGAGCGGUCCAUGUGACAGGGAGCUGAGGCCUCCUGCCGGCAGCCAGGUGAGGGCACUGUCUUGGAAGUGGCUCUUCCAGCCCCAGUCCAGCCUUCCGAUGAUCGCAGCCUUGGCUGGCGUCUUGACUCGUGAAAGAGCCUGAGCCACAACCGCUAAGCAAAGCUGGUCCCAGAUUUCUGACAUACGAAUUAGGAGGUAAUCCACCUUCAUCACUUAAAGCCACUUGGUUUGGGGAUAAUCUGUUACCCAGCGAGAGCGCUGAUGGACUCAUCUUAUCCAGGGACCGAGGGAAAGGGGGUUAAAGAAUGUGUUGAACUGCACAGAGACCUCGUCUUCGCUUUAAAAGUGUAUCAGCUGAAGUUCUUUGUUGCAAACUAUGGGAACCCGCUCUGCCUAAACUGAAGUUUAUUGGAGACUCUAUGGAGAGGUUAAGUUAGUGGGAGAGUCAGAGUCUGUGGGAAAGCCAGACACCCAGGGCCGGAAAAGACGGGCCCAGGGACCCGCCAGCUCUGGCUAUGCGGCAGCAGGACUGGUGGCCGUCUGCCGUCCUGCAGCGAGGCGGCUGGGACUCCAGCUGGUCUUCGUGGUUUGUCUCUUUGCACCUUUCCCGCAGUGUUGGGUGACUUGGCUGCAGGUUCUGCAGGAAGAGAGUGUCGGGUUGGGCUCACUGAGGUCACGUUGCCAUUCCUUAGCCGGGAAUGGGUGGUCCCUCGGGGUGGUAUCCAAUGGAGGAGAAGUUGUUCCCAAGAAAAACAAGGGUGCUUUUUCCAGAAAAGGGUAACGGACAAGAGGACACAGAAUAAUCACACUAGUAAUUUGUGCACUUCCCUGAGGCACAACCACAUCUGGGUUCAGAUUUUGCUGGCACACACUUUAGUCCAUCAUCUCAUUAAACCUUCACAACCCCACGAGAGAGACUUACUGUGUUUCCCCGA
This is a messenger RNA of Rhinolophus ferrumequinum (greater horseshoe bat), 3792 nucleotides long. RefSeq names its product glutamyl-tRNA synthetase 2, mitochondrial (gene EARS2). The transcript has 9 exons. The record is from RefSeq and is a predicted model, not a curated record. Bases 57 to 1628 code for a protein of 523 amino acids. Gene Ontology annotation, molecular function: zinc ion binding; ATP binding; glutamate-tRNA ligase activity. NCBI's taxonomy places the organism in Eukaryota, Metazoa, Chordata, Mammalia, Chiroptera, Rhinolophidae. Gene Ontology annotation, biological process: glutamyl-tRNA aminoacylation.